AUGAUUGGGUUUGGUGCAGGUUUCAUGUGUAACACUUGUGUGUGGGAGGUGAGUAGGGAUUUGGGAGAUGGGAAUGUUUGGGCAGAUUGCAUUGAUUCUUACCCUCUUCCUCCACUCAAUGUCAGCCCUUUCAUGGAGAAGUUUAGCUGGAUUAAUGAUGAGGUUCUCACCCAUGUGGAUCUCACUUCUGCAUUCAACAAGGUUUGA
Molecule: messenger RNA, 207 nt
Organism: Linum trigynum
Lineage: Eukaryota; Viridiplantae; Streptophyta; Magnoliopsida; Malpighiales; Linaceae
Source: the annotation of a GenBank genome assembly